This is a messenger RNA of Tuber aestivum (summer truffle), 1085 nucleotides long. The record is from the annotation of a GenBank genome assembly. Lineage: Eukaryota; Fungi; Ascomycota; Pezizomycetes; Pezizales; Tuberaceae.
AUGGCGCUCCCACGAUUACGCGCAAGAUCAUUGCCCCCCCUCCGCCUGUGCAGGCAAUUCCCUUUCAACCCUCCAGUGUCACCACAGUCGCAGACAAAGCGUCACUCUUCGACGCUGGACGUCACGUCCGCACGAGCGUACUGUCUCGACCUCCUUCGGUUCCCGCCCCUUCCCUCCCCUUCCCUACUUUUUCGCAUCGAAAGCUAACACGCCCCAGCAAGCACGAUAAACCCUCCCAUCUCCUCUCCGUCUUCCAACCAGCCUAUAGCAAAGACACCUACCUCUCCCUCCGAGCCUUCAAUAUAGAAACCAGCCUAAUCCCCGACCAGGUCAGCAACACGACUCUGGGUCGCAUGCGGAUAAACUUCUGGCGGGACAACCUGACGAAGCUGUUCUCGCCCCCGUACACACCACCGGCAGAGCCAACGCUCCUCCUCCUCGCCCACGCCGUGCACUCCAACCACGCGAAGCUCACGAGGGGCUUCCUGACGCGCGUGCUCACGGAGCGGGAGAAGUACCUUGGCAACGUCCCCUUCCGGAACCUGUCGGAUUUGGAGGGCUACGCGGAGGGGACGUACGCUAGCUUGCUAUACGCGACAUUGGAAGGACUUGGGUUGAGGGAUACAGGGUUGGACCAUGUUGCUUCGCAUAUCGGCAAGGCGGAGGGGAUUGCCGCGGUGAUCAGGGGGCUGGCGGUGCUUGCUAGUGGUGAAGGGGGUGGGGCGGUGGUGUUGCCGUUGGAUGUGUGCGCUCGGGUAGGCUUGCGGCAGGAGGAUGUUUUGCGGAGGGCGCAAGGGAGGGUGAAGGAUCCGGAGGAUGGCGGAGAUGCUGUGGGGAAGUUGAAGGAAGUGGUAUUUGAGAUUGCGACGCUUGCUAACGAUCAUCUAAUCACCGCGAGGAAAAUGGUCACGGAGGAGCCGGCGGCGAGGGGAGUGGCGUUUUCGGGUUUUAUGCGGGCGGUUCCCACGGCGAUAUACCUGGAAAGACUAGAGAGCGUUGACUUUGAUCCCUUCGACCAUCGCCUUCAAAGACCGGAUUGGAAGCUGCCCUGGAGGGCGUAUAGAGCUUAUGCCACUCGGAGGUUC